Molecule: messenger RNA, 2115 nt
Organism: Penicillium canescens
Lineage: Eukaryota; Fungi; Ascomycota; Eurotiomycetes; Eurotiales; Aspergillaceae
Product: RNA lariat debranching enzyme
Exons: 3
Coding region: 1-2115 (704 amino acids)
Biological process (GO): mRNA splicing, via spliceosome
Cellular component (GO): nucleus
Molecular function (GO): RNA lariat debranching enzyme activity
Source: RefSeq, a predicted model, not a curated record
AUGGCGACUCCGCGCAUCGCAUUUGAGGGUUGCGGCCAUGGUAGCCUUCAUGAGAUCUAUGAACGGGUCCAGCAAAAGGCCCAGGACAAGAAAUGGGAAACUGUUGACCUGGUCAUUAUCGGCGGAGACUUUCAGGCCCUGCGCAACUCGAACGAUGCGACUUGCCUCUCUGUGCCAGCCAAGUACAAGCAGAUUGGCGAUUUCCAGGAGUACUACAGUGGCCAGCGCGUUGCUCCCUUCCUUACCAUCUUCAUCGGUGGCAAUCACGAGGCAGGCAACUACCUGCUAGAGCUGUAUUACGGUGGUUGGGUCGCUCCCAACAUUUACUUUCUCGGCGCGGCCAACACUAUCCGGUUUGGCCCCCUGCGCAUCUCUGGGAUGUCCGGUAUCUGGAAGGGGUACGACUAUCGCAAGCCUCACUUCGAACGACUGCCCAUGAACAGCUCGGAUGUCCAGUCUAUCUAUCAUGUACGCGAACUCGACGUCCGCAAGCUCCUCCAGAUCCGCAGUCAAGUUGAUAUUGGCUUAUCCCACGAUUGGCCCCGUGCCAUUGAAAAGCACGGUGACUUCCGUCGUCUCUUCCGCCAGAAGCGUGGGUUUGAGGAAGAUUCGGCAAAGGGAACACUUGGCAACCAAGCUGCUCGUGAGGUCUUUGAUUACCUCCGUCCGUCGUUUUGGUUCUCGGCGCACCUUCAUGUGCGUUUCACCGCCGAGGUCCAGCACUCACAAACUGCUUUCGGCCCUGCUAAAACUGGUUCCCACAACACCCUUGUUCCCGCUGAUGGUGCUCAAGAUGACCAGAAGAACACAAAGCAUGAAGUUGACCCAUCAAGGAGUCCCCGAGGUUUGUUUGACAAUGGGGAGAUUCGAAUGGCUACCGGAACCGAGGCCGAGCGUCUUGCUGCCUGGAACAACUUUUACAAUGUGGCUCAGAGGGACGAAGCACGCGAUGCCAAGGAGUUCAUGCGUCGAUUCAAGGAACAACAGGACUCGGGCUAUGUGCCUCCGAGGGUAAUCACUGAGACUUCCGUCAUCAAGGGAGUAAAGCGAACCAUUGUGCGCGGCCCCGACGGACAGGAGACUACUCGCCCCGAUGACAACCACAGCAAAGUCGAGAACACCGACAAGGUCAGUUUGGACAGCAGCCCUGAAAGUACCUCCGGCACCCAAUCCCGCCCCGAGCCCGUGACGCCGUCCAAGGCAAAGACUGUUGUCAAUGAGGGAAGCGCAAACGUCGACAACGACGACAAGAUCAGCUUGGGCAGCAGCCCAGCGAGCACGAGCAGCGCCCGUCCUGUCUCGCACAACACCCAGCCCUCGAACAAGGUGGUAUCCGCCCGAUAUGGUUUUGAUGGUGCAGUGGAUAACAACGAAUCUGGCUCCGAUGAUGACCUCCUUGGGACUCUGGCUACAAAGCUCCCAGGUAGCCUGGAUGCUCCACCCCCAAAGCCGCAGAAGGAACUCCCCGCUGAAAUCAAAAAUACUACAACCAAGUUCCUUGCUUUGGAUAAGCCCCUGCCCCGAGAUGAAUUUAUUGAACUCCUUGAAAUCGAACCGAUCUCCGAGGAACCUAGUCACCAGAUCGAGCGCCCUUUCCGUCUGCAAUACGACCCCGAAUGGCUCGCCAUCACCCGUGUCUUCGCAAACGAACUUGAACUCGGCAACCCAUCUGCCCACGUUCCUGUACACAAAGGAGAUGACCACUACAAGCACCGCAUCGCGGAGGAGCGUGCCUGGAUCGAUGAGCAUGUCGUCAAGGCUGACCGCCUUGAUGUCCCCUACAACUUUGUUCAGACUGCUCCCCCUUAUGACCCAUUGGUACAUAUCACCACCGACGAGCAGCCUCCUGAGUACACCAACCCCCAGACUACUUACUUCUGCGACUUGAUCGGCAUCGAGAACAAGUUCGAUGUUUCUGAUGAAGAACGUCAGGCUCGUUCUCUUGCUGGUCCCCGUCCUGAUACUUACCGUGGCCGUGGGAACUCCCAUGGUGGUCGACGCGGUACUCACCGUGGUGGUCGUGGCCGCGGCUGGGGCCAUCAGUAUAGCGGAAACCGAGGACGUGGUGGCCGUGGUGGACGUGCUGGCGACGGUGAUCGUGGAUCCGGAUGGUAG